This is a messenger RNA of Dunckerocampus dactyliophorus (ringed pipefish), 10766 nucleotides long. Its product is annotated as microtubule cross-linking factor 1. NCBI's taxonomy places the organism in Eukaryota, Metazoa, Chordata, Actinopteri, Syngnathiformes, Syngnathidae. Gene Ontology annotation, biological process: regulation of autophagy. The transcript is spliced from 15 exons. The record is from RefSeq and is a predicted model, not a curated record. The coding region runs from base 282 to 6107 and encodes 1941 amino acids.
CAAUCUGCGCAUGCGCAUCCCAGCCAAUCACAGGCGUCACACCGCAGCAAUUGCGGAUCCGACAAAUCGGCAAUUCGGCAGCUGUACCAGACUUGGGGGACAAGAUAGAGGAAUGGACACAAGGUACCGAGAGGGACCGGAGGGCCGAGCCUCGUGAUGCCUCAGCAACCAGCAUGUCUUGCAGAGACAUCCUGCCUGUCUCCCCAUCCGUAGCCCCCUAAUCCGGUUUGCCUGCAGUCCUCCUCCCUCAGAGGGGACCACAAUGACACCCUGGUGAGUGAAUGCACACAUUGGACGUUAGUUCACAUGAUGCACAUCGAGAACCGGGCCAGGAAGACGCUCCAGAACUGUUCCCGUCUCACGGUGCUGUGGACCCAUCGUUUCCGCCAUCACCCCCCUCCUCCUCCUCUCCUUCGUCCUCCUCCUCCUCUUCCUGCUGGUGUCAGUGUAUGAUGGAGAGCUCCAAUGGCUCUGACACCAGACCCAACCAACACCAGCCGGAGAGGAAGAGACCGAAUCGGGUUCCCUCUCCGGCCAGACCUUUCCUGAAGGAUGUCCACGCCCGCUCCGCCAAGCCGCCAGCUAUCGCACCCAAAUCCCCCAAACUCGGUAAACAGCAGCAGCAGGCUCCGAACCGCGGCUCCAGACACAACAUCACCCCGGUCAAAGAGAAGCCUGUCGCGGCAAGGAGCAGAACAAAAGCCGGGUUGGCCAAAAAGCUCCCCCGGAUCCCCCAGCAUGCAGCAGCAGAACCCAAAGCCAGCAGUCCCAUCCUCGCUAAAGCCAAGAAGGGGAAGCUCGUCCCCAUCAGACAUGACUCCCCUAUUCGGGUACCAACCGGACCCCUGGUUAGCCAGACCGACAGCAGCUCGGACCUUUCUGACUGCCCCUCUGAGCUGGCGCCGGCAGCCAGCAGCGAUGCGGAGUCCGGGACCGGCUCCAGCGACCGGGAUCAUCUGGGAGCAGACCGGCCGGUGCGGACAGAACCAGUGUCUGCUGCAGCUCCGGUGCACUCAAUCGAGCUUAAUCCUGUACCCAAAGGGUCAGCAUGUCCUAUCCAGUCCGGUCCCGGGACCCUUGUGGAGAGACCCAAAACCACAACAAGUGCACAGGGAGGAGGCAAGGACGGAACCGAAGAAGACCUGCUGAGGGAGAUUGAGGACUUGAGAUCUGAAAAUGAUUAUUUAAAGGAUGAGGUGGAGGAGCUGCAUGCUGAGAUGGAGGAGCUGCGUGACACCUACAUGGACGAGGAGGUCUACCAGCUGCAGGAGCUGCGACGCGAGCUGGGCCGCUCCAACAAGAACGGUCGCAUCCUCCAGUACCGAUUGAGGAAGGCCGAGCAGAAGAGCCUGCGGGUCGCCCAGACGGGCCACGUGGACGGAGAGCUCCUGCGCAGUCUGGAGCAGGACCUCAAGGUGGCCAAAGAUGUGUCUGUGCGUCUCCACAACGAGCUCGAGAGCGUGGAGGACAAACGCAGCCGCGCCGAGGACGAGAACGAGCAGCUCCGCCAAAAGAUCAUCGAGGUGGAGAUCUCCAAGCAGGCGCUGCACAACGAGCUGGAGCGAGCCAAAGAGACUGCACUGAGGCGACGAGGGAGCUCAUUUAAGGACAAGAAAUCCACCAGUCAGGAAGACAGUGCUGAUCUCAAGUGUCAGCUCCAGUUCUCCAAAGAAGAGUCCACCCUGAUGCGUAAAAAGAUGGCCAAGCUGGGCCGGGAGAAGGACGAGCUGGAACAGGAGCUGCAAAAGUACAAGUCGGUCUACGGUGAUGUGGACAGUCCACUCCCACUGGCAGAGUGCUCGGGCGGUGGCCCUCAUUCAACCCGGGAGGCGGAACUGCGACUGCGCCUCAAACUGGUGGAGGAAGAAGCCAACAUCCUGGGGAGGAAGAUUGUGGAGUUGGAGGUAGAGAACCGAAGCCUGCGGGCCGAGAAUGAGGACAUCCGCUGCCAGUAUGAGCGGGACUGCUUUGGCCGAGAGCCCUUCUCCAGCAUGCCCUCGUCGCCUUACAGCGGCGAGGUGCUGGAGUCAGCCGGCGAGCUCCGACGCCACCUCCAGUUUGUGGAGGAGGAAGCUGACCUGCUGCGUCGCUCCAUCUCGGAGAUUGAGGACCACAACCGGCAGCUUACCUCUGAGCUCAACCGCUUCAAGUUUGGGCCGAGUAGCGGAUUGCAUGGCGUAGAUGGCAGCGAUGGAGGACUCUUUAAGUCAGGCAAUGGCUCCAAUGGAGGGAUGAUGAUGGAGGAGCUGAAAUCCGCCAGGAUGCAGGUCAACGAGCUGAGCGGAAAGGUGAUGAAGCUGCAAUACGAGAACCGGGUCCUCCUGUCCAACGUCCAGCGCUGUGACCUGGCAGCACACCUAGGCCUAAGAACCGGCAGCCCUCGAGACAACGACAUUGACAGUGAUGCAGGUCGACAAGAAGCCACCGAAGAUGAGGAGGCGGGACGACUCCUUCUCCUCCAGCCCAAGAGAGAAGGCCCCGUAGGAGGGGAGAGUGACUCUGAAGACCUCUUUGAGAAAACCACCACCACCUCAGGGUUCGGAAGCGUCCGACCUUCUGAUGGCAUCGAGCUCAGUGCUGCAGAACUCGCCAACCGCCGCAGGGAGGAGCGUGAGUCCUUUGCCAACGUGAAGCGAGAAGCCGACAGACUUGGGAAGUCUGUGGACCGCCUGAUCACUGACACGGACAGUCUGAUCCUGGAUGGGAGGCUAGUGGUGACGAAAGGGGAAAGUCUGCAGGGAGGAGCUGGGGACCCCCAAAUUCUGGACACCAUCAACACCCGAAUGAAGGCUUUUCGCACGGAGCUGCACAUCUUUGUGGAGAAGCUGGAACAUGUCGGGGAAGGACUUCGGGAAAGGACAGAUGACCUGUCCCCAAUGCCGAACCUCACCGAGUCCAGCAGCUUCUUGUCCACCGUCACAUCUAUGUCUCGAGAUUCUCCCAUCGGCACCUUCGGGAGAGACCUGGUGACGGACUUCCCGUCCGGUCAGAGGGAUGAGCUGGAGUGGCGCGUAGGACAGGAGCGAGGCAUGGAGCCCCACAGCCAGGGUGGGGGCCCGACCCAGAGCAGGGGAGCUGCGGGACUCACUUGGUACCACAGACCCCUGGUUUUAAGAACAGAGCUGAGGGACCCACCCGCUGCCGACAGUCACCUCCGUGUGGAUCACGAGCGAAGGAUGAGAGUUGCAAGGGAUGAACGGGAAGCUGUCGCCUCGCUGUCUCAGGAGGAUGGGCGCCUGUGUGCCGAGGCCCAGCAUCCAGGCCUGGAACUGCCAGGCCUUCAGAGCCCAGAGUCUUCCUGGGCUCUGGAGAGGACAGCGCUGCAACAAGAGGUCCGCCUCUUCAGACGCAAUACCACCAUCUUCUACAUAAAGCUCAGGUCCAUCCUGGCACAAUGGAGGCUUGGACACAAAGACAAGGCGCUGGACGAGGAUGCACAGCCUGAGUGGGAGGACGCACCGGACCUUGGAGGGGAGACGCAGCAUGGAGAGGGCGACGGGUCCGACCCAGGGCCCAUGUCACCUGAUGCAUAUCUGGAGUGCCAACAACAGUUUGGUGAUAACCGGCGAAUGCUUCAGGCGCUGCGCAUCCUCCUGGAGCAGUUUCGGGAGGAGUUGCGCGAGGAGGACGCACGGCGCUGCCAACUGCAGCGGGCCUAUGCCAACGACAAAGCCGCCUGGGAGGUCAAAUGGGCCGAGAUAAAGUGUCAGCUCGCUCAGGCGCAGGAGGAGAUCUGUGGCAAAGUGAGAGGCCAAGCUCCGGGAGGCGAAGGAGAACUUUCCCGAGACCCAGAGUGGGCCCUGAAGCAGGAGCGUGAGGAGCACCGGCGCCUUCUGGCCGAGAGCCACAACACCUUGCUGGACCUCCGCCGUAGGCUGCAGCAUGGCGAGAAGAGGUGGAGCCGCGAGAGGUCUGAGCUCCUGGAGCACUUUGACCACCAGAGGCAGGAGUGGGACAGCGGCACCCAGGAGCUUCACUGGAAAAUGGAGAGGCUGCAAAGGGAGCUGAACAGCCGGCGAGGCGAGGGCCACAGAGGACAGGACACCUCCUGCAGUGGCCCCGGUUCACAGCCCUCACCAUGUUCCCCCUGUGCGUCCCCCCCUGUUCUGAUCCCGCCUGCUCGUUCCCUCUCCGACUCUGACACCAUGCUGGAGGAGCAAGAAGGGGCUACCAUGAGGCUGAGAAGCCCAACCGAGAGCCCCUUCCUAGACGCUCUGUCUCUGAAUCCCCUUGGCAGCCAGGAGGUCCCCCCACCCUCUAGACUGGAGAGCGAGAAGAGGUUUCCCUGCAUGAAGGAGGCCCUGAAUGUGCUUUCAGAGAGAGAAGGACCUCCUGAGUCGUACCCUGUUGAGGAAAUGGGCGUUGGCAGUUUGCUCAGAGUCAAGUCAGUGUCCUCCAUGAGCGACUUCCAGCGUCUGAUGGACAGCUCACCGUUCCUCCCUGACAAGACCCAUUACAGUGAGCGAGGCCAAGAUGACAUCACCCCACCCCUCUCUCCAGAUGACCUCAAGUACAUCGAGGAGUUCAACAACAAGGGCUGGGACUUCCCGACGUCAACUGCCGUCCCGGGUCCUGCUCCAGAGGCAUGGGGUAGCAAAACCUCAGAGACGCGAGCAGUGGAGCCAGCCAUGGAUUCCCUCCAACUGGCCUCCUGGUUCCUCACCAGCAGCCCCAGCCUGACUACCACCAGCACCCUGACCAACCCUGAUUCUUGCCACAAGUCCACAGCGAGGUGCACCGGAGCUGGAGUGGGGGCGGACAAUUAUGGGGUCCACAUCCUCCACAGCCCCACCAGACCUGGACCAGCUGAGCACUCCAUGCGGGAGUCUGACCUCCUCUAUGCAAAAGGAAGCAAAGGCAGAAGUGGGGGUGAGGCGCCCAGUGGGCCAGAUGAGGUAUUCAUCGGUGGGCGGUGGCCAUGUGGCCUUCUGGAGCCAGGGGGCUUGAGGACUUCUCCAAGCCAGUCUCCUAUCUGCUCCACAGUGGGCUACGCCUCCUCACUGGAGCUGCAGCUGUCUCGGAAUAUGAGUGAUGACAUGAAGGAGGUGGCCAUUUCUGUGAGAAAUGCUAUCCGCUCUCCGCCGGGGCCCAUGGUUUGCGAGACAGCCUGUCAGACCAACGGGUUUGCCACACGAGGCACUCAGACCACGCAGACCAUCAGUGUGGGUCUGCAGACUGACCUCCUAAGGAACCUGACUAGCAGCCCCCACCGCUGCCUCACCCCAAAAGGGGGUGCCACACCCAUCUCAUCGCCAUCACGGAACACAAGGAAGAUCCAGUACUCGCCUGUCAUCCAGAGUAAGUUUGAGCGGCCCUGCUGCUCGCCAAAGUAUGGCUCACCCAAACUUCAACGCAAGUUGUCCACAUCCAACAAGGCGGACCUACCCACCACCAGCCGCACUGCCAUUCCCAUCCCCCCCCAGAAGGGCAACAGCGAAUCAGCCUGGGCCCGAUCCACGACCACACGGGACAGCCCGGUCCACACCACCAUCAACGACGGCCUCUCCAGCUUGUUCAACAUCAUCGACUACACCCCUGUGGUCUACGACGCCAUGCAGAAGUUCAACAAGUCACCCAGCCGCUCCCGUCCCACGCCACCUCCCACCACAGAGCCCAGUCCCGCCCAUGGGGCUCUCGCCACCGACCCCAGGAAUGAAUGCACACGGACCGCCAGAGGGCGCUCACCCAGCCCCGUGCAGCUGAUAGUGGAGACACAAGGUGACCGGAACCCGGAGGUGGUGAGCAUUCGCCAGGACCUGUCGGCUCCCCCGGGGUACACGCUGGCCGAGAACGUAGCACGCAUCCUCAACAAGAAGCUGCAGGAGCAGAGCUUCCAAGAAGAGAGGCGGGUGCAGGCCGGAGGGAUAGGAAACAAGAUGAAUGAUGCGGAUAGGGCACAGCCCGGAUGCAUGGAGGAUCUGCCUCUCUUUCCGGUGGCUCCGCCCCUGGACUCCUGCUUCCUGAGGCCAGCCCGCCCAGCCAACCGCCGACCCCCCUCUCGCUGGGCCAACGUCUCACCCCCCUCCUCUUCCACCUCCAGGAGGAGUUUCACCUUCCCACCACCGAGAUGCCGCACAAGCAUCUUAGAAGGCGAAGAGCUGGCGUGACGAUCCUCUACCUCUGAUGCCAGCACAACCCACCAAGCCAUCCCCCCCAAACAAGACCCUGAAUCUCAGGGGUCACCUGAGAAACACCAGCUGACGCUUUGGGGAAUAACCAGAACUUCUUGGUAGAAGAACCUGGAAUGUACUGUAGUCAUCAUCAUCAUCAUCAUCAUCAUCAUGAAGAACAGAAGUACAUGUCUCACAUUUCCAUGAAAGGUGCCUCAUCCAUCCAUGUCCAUCAUGUCUACCAUAUGUUCAUCAUGGUAUGUUCAUGUACAUCAUGUCUACAGUAUGGCCAUCAUGAUAUGUCCAUGUCCAUCAUGUCUAUGGUAUGUGCAUCAUGUCUACACUAUGUUUAUGUCCAUCAUGUCUAUGGUAUGUCCAUCAUGUCUAUGGUAUGUGCAUCAUGUCUACACUAUGUUUAUGUCCAUCAUGUUUAUGGUAUGUCCAUCAUGUCUACAGUAUGUCCUUCAUGGUGUGUCCAUGUCCAUGUUUACGGUAUGUCCAUCAUGUAAAUUGUAUGUCCAUCAUGGUAUGUCCAUGUGCAUCAUGUCCACGGUAUGUCCAUCAUGUCAAUUGUAUGUCCAUCAUGGUAUGUCCAUGUGCAUCAUGUCCACGGUAUGUCCAUCAUGUCAAUUGUAUGUCCAUCAUGGUAUGUCCAUGUGCAUCAUGUCUACGGUAUGUCCAUCAUGUCUACUGAAUGUCCAUCAUGGUAUGUCCAUGUCCGUCAUGUCAACGGUAUGUCCAUCAUGUCUAAAGUAUGUCCAUGUCCGCGUUUGUGUGUGACAUUUUUUUAAAUCAAAAACAUCCAUUUUUUUUACUUGAAUGUUACAUCAUGUCAUCUUGUCUCCCAAAUGAAAGAAAACUUCUGCUAUUUGGUCCGGAGCAGAGACAAUUGAUGUCAUUUUUUUCUUGUCCCCAGAUGUUAACGUUUGUGUGUUUUCUGUGUUGCGUAGAAUGUCGGGGUCGGUAAACAAACAGAGGUGAAGAGAAUGUUGUGCAUCUUUGAAGGCAGUUGUCCAACUAUCUGUCUAAUAUCUGCAUGCCUUGGGGGACACUAGCACUUUAGUGCACGUACAAAUGAGCGCUAGUCACUGUUAUUAUGUUAUAAAAACAGUUUUUUUGUGUGUUUUUAUAGUCGACUGCACCUAUCAGGAUGUCUUUGUACACUCCACUUCUGUUGGAUGUGAUUUUUUUUUUUGUUUCAACAAAGAAAACAUAAAAAAAGAAUGUUUUAGAUGAGAAUCUACAGUAUGUCCAAACAAUCUAUAGUGUGAUGUAAACACUCAGUGGUAAUUAAACAUGAAUGUGUAUUUACACUACAGUAUCACCUCUUAUGGUAAGCACUGAUGUAUGUGUUGAAGGGAGUGUGUAUAACAUCUUAGGAUUUAAUAGAGCGGGGGCCGUGCAGACACACAAUGUGAGUAAGAAGAUUGUGUCCUGCUGUGGGAAGUCAAAUCCCCUUGCAUCAUUUGUGUAUCACCCCAAAUGUCACGCAACAGCAAUACAGCUCGUGGUUUAGGAUUGGUUAGGGUUAGGAUUUACUGUGUAUUAUUUGUGGUAGGGUUUGUUAUUACAAUGUGGGUAGGGCUUAGGGCUGCCAACCUUACCCUGAAGAAGGAAAUCGUCCCCUGUUUAGACACAAAAUUAUGCAUCCCGUAUUGUGCUGACAAGGGACACAUUUUGUCCCUAAUUACCGUGAGAAUCAAAACUUAGGGGCUGUCCACACUGACGUUUUCGGGUCAAAAUGGCAAAGUAUUUUAUCGUUUCAGCCUCCUAUCCACCGCCUCCUCGUCACCGUCACGUGACCAGAAGUGAGCUUUGACAACAAACCAACAUAUCUGAAUAUUUCGACGGACACGACGCACCUCAGUCAAAAUUCUCCAGAUAUUUUGUUGUCUCAUACUCCAUAAUGACUCGCAGACGUAAUUCCACUUCUCGUAAGUCCUGAUGUGCCUAGAAAAGCGUUCUUUCUUCUUCUAUGGUUGGUAGUGUCACAUGGUUCCGUCUGCGUGCCUGUUCACAGCGCCAAGCGUAGGUGUUCCUUGUAUAUUACAUCGUUUUCAGUCAGCGAUGCGUUCUAAUCUGAAUGCAACUCUAUACCAAUUCGGCACAGUGUGGAUGCAACUUUUUUUCAACACGCCCAAAAGAAAAGAACAUUCCCGUGUGGACAGGGCCUUCGUCUGUAAAAUGUGGUGUCAAUUUACAACAGCCUGUCACAGGCUAAACCAAUCGACGCUCAUCUUUCAAUCUCAUUGCCGUUUGACUUUUCUGACAUCAUUGUUUACACCAGGGGUUCUCAAAUGGUCUCAACCUGGCAUCCACAUUUUCCAAAAGUGAUAGUUGUGACCCACUUUUACUGAGGUCAAUUUUAAUUUGUACCAGGACUAAGACAGGACUUGUGUGGUGCGACCUAUAGCUCGCCAAAAAGAUAUACGAACAGUUGGUGACGCGGAGAGAGUUGAAGUGCGGUUGCAACCAAACUGUGCCGUGAGUGUAACAAUGGGUUGCACUUCAGAUGGUGGUAGUGAUGAAUGGGCAGUGACAAUGAGUAACAAUGAGCAACGAUAAAGGAAAUUUUUACCCAGUUCAUAUGACCAAAGCAAAAGGAAAAAAAGGAAAUAGGGAAAGUCAAAUAUGCCAAAAUGCUAAAUAAUACAAGGGUACCUAUAUCAGCAGUAAAUAAAAAAAAAACAGCAAGAAAACAUUCAGAAGUUGAUGUAUCUUAAUGGUGGAGAGAUUAGAGUACAUGUACCAGGAAUGACAGCAGCAAUAAUAGGAGUUAUCUCAAAUGUACCGCUGGAAAUGUCAAUGGAUGAAGUGAGGGGGGAAAUUAGAGGUGGCUAAGUAAGUUACGUUACGUAAGCUAAGUAAGUUAAUAAGUUCUGCACGGUGGCCUAGUGUUUAGCAUGUUGGCCACACAGUCAGGAGAUCCGGAAGAUCUGGGUUCGAAUCUCCGUUGGGCAUCUCUGUGUGGGUUUUGCAUGUUCUCCCCGUGCGUGGGUUUUCUCCAGGUACUCCGGUUUCCUCCAUGCUACAUUAAUUGGCGCCUCUAUAUUGAAGUCAGCUGGGAUAGGCUGAGGAUAAGCGGCAUAGAAGAUAGAUAGAUAGAGUUAUGUAAAGGGUGUAUGAAUUACAGGGUGAGGGAGUAUAUUGCACAACCACUAAGAUGCUUUAAAUUCCAGAGAAUGGGACACACAGCAGAACAAUGUAAAUGAAGGCAAAAGUGUGCAAAAUGUGGCGGAGAACAUGAUUAUGGGACGUGUGCUAGCAAUGCUAAGCAAAAAUGUUGCAACUGUGGAGGUGAACAUAGUGCUGCAUAUGCUGGAUGUGUAGUCCAAAGACAUGCCAAAGAUAUGGAGGUGCAGAGAUAUAAAAUACAGAGCAAGGUUUCAUAUGCUGAGGCAGUGAAGCACAUAGAAGUGUGUGAAGUUAAAAUAAACAAUUAUAGACUCAGGAAACCCCUAUUGAACAUAUAGGACAUGCAGUAGGACUUCCUCAGAGAUCAGGCAAGAUCUCAAUUAGUUUGGUCUGCCCUCCCCCCCCACAGAAAUGUAACCGUAAGUGUGCAAUAGAAGAAGAUACCUUGGUCGUUAAGAAAAGGAACUUUGUAGUCUUCAUAUAUAAAGUUGUCAAUGUGGCCAUAAGGCAAGAAAGGAAAAGUGACAGGAUGAAGACCGUUGUGGAUGCUGCAAAACAGGUCUUAAACAUCAAGGACCUGAAAGCCGAAGAAAUACACAGCAUGUUGGCUAUAUACAGUAUAAUGAUGCAGGCUCUCAGUGCUUUAAUUAAUUUUUCUUAAAUUUGCCAAAUAGAGGCUGCAGCCUGCAGCAAGUCUGUCUAGGGAGGGGCGAUUGCUGUGUGUGACUGGCCAAUCACAGAGCGUGAAGAGUGAAUACAUAAGUAGUUAACCAAUGAGGAUUUGCCUUCAUCAGAAUUAUGGAUAAUGAUGAGCUGUACUCGUUUCAUGCUCAUACUCGACAAAAAUACAUUAGCCGUAACGGAUACUUGUCUAAGUCGAGUAAAAGUCGGGUAAAAUGGUGGUCCCAUGAUGGAAUGAUAAAUGCACAAUAGCUACAAAAGAGCGGAAUAGUGUUCUAAGAAGGCUCAGGAAUAACCUGAAUCAAGAGAAGCUUAUAAAGUAAACAUGUUUUGGCUCAAAGACUAAUUAAGAAUAGUAAACAAAAUGCAUGGAGGGAUUACUGCUCUGCUUUGGAAGGGAAUGUCAAUGGAUGAAAUGUCUGAAUGGCUCCAUUAUUAUUUUAUUCAUUAUAUUAACUUUUUAUCAGUUACUUUACUGUGAAUUUCGCACAGGGCUAUUUUUAACCAUUAUAUAAAUAUCAAACCAUUGAACUUGAACAUAAAUGUUUUGAAGUCUCUUUACAAAAGAUUACACGUUCACAACGUUUUAUUUCUGAAAACCUCAUGAAAAAACAAUUACGGUACACAUAUCCUGUUUGUGUUGAAGAGUGUCUUAUGAUGCAGAAUAGACAAAGCGUAACUUCACCAUGUUACUGAGUUUCUACUACCCUGCGUGCAGAAUAUCAAACAAGAGCAACUUGUAAAAUCCAGGUACAGAACAAAAUCAGAAACAGUUUUUGUUGAGGAAAAUGAUCAUAUCUUCCUUUUCAGACAGUAUGCGUGGACGGACAGAUGGUGUCU